Molecule: messenger RNA, 2043 nt
Organism: Physella acuta
Lineage: Eukaryota; Metazoa; Mollusca; Gastropoda; Physidae
Source: RefSeq, a predicted model, not a curated record
GGACACGUGUGCUGGCAUUCUCAAACAGGUCAACACAUUUUACACCUGUCUCUCGCGCGCAGAUAGACAGUCACUAUUACCCAAGCCUUAAGAGUAGCCCACUACUGGCUAAGAUAGCGACGAGUGUAUCAUUAUCUUCAUUAGAGAUGUUGGCAGCACAGGAGAUAACAACACACUAAGAUUGGGGCCAUACACACUACACACCGGAGCGUGUACCACAACAAGCCUGCCAGAAACACGUUGUUGGCUUCUGUGUUGUUUUCAUCGGUUUAGUUUUCAGAAAAACCUCAAACACUGAGUUCUUUAAGGAAACAAAUAUUUGUGAGGAAUGUGUGACGUCAUGACCCCUUGACAUGUCGUCACCUUCCAAUCGACGUCAGCGGCGUCUGCCCCACGCCCUGCGGCCAUGUCGCAACCCCCUGACCAGCCCCACGUUCUACAGCUACCAGAGCGCCCUCCAGUGGAUCCGAACCCAGCAAGACGUCAUAAGCCAGUGUGUUCAGCUGGUGCAGAUCUACCCCAACCUCAUCAAAGACGAGUCGAUGGACGCGUUCUGGGAGUUUCUGGAACCGCUGAUGGGACAGGCCGCGAUUCCAGACGCCGGGACUAUGCUGACCAGUAAAAGUAUCAGCAGGAACAUCAGGGACACCAAACGGUACGGCGUCAAAACACGGAGUCAAGGUCCUUCUAACGUGACAGAACCUGGACCUUCCACGACAGUCACGGGUGUGGCGCCCAUGGUAGCCGACGACAAGACGCCGAGGGUCCACCUCAUCAGCCACUGCCAGGCUGGCUCAGCCGACGUGGACAGACUCCUACACGACGGCGUCCUGCGCAUCCUGCUUGAAGAGUUCUACACGCGCCAAAACAGACACGGGCACACCGGUCUCCCGUCUCUAGGUACCUCGAUCAGAGACAAAAUGGCGGACACUGACGUCUGCGUGUACCUGUUCAACGAAGCCACGAUGGAGGACACCGCCUGCUUCAACGAGCUGUGUGUCGCCCUCGAGCUGAACAUACCAAUCGUGUACGUCCGGUACCACAAGCACACCAAGACGGACAAGUUGCCGGAUAUCAUCCUGAGAAAAAGCAACGGGUUCCAGUCGCUCAAAGACUACAUGGACAACCACCGAGAGACUCUCCGUCCGUCUAGCAGCACCGUUACUAAAAAUAGCAUUGGUCAGAGAGACAAACUGGAGCCGCUGAGCAUCAAGUCACGGCCCAGCUCGGCCAACGACAAAAUGUCUGGCAGCGACAGAAUGUCUGGCAGCGACAAAUUGUCUGGCAGCGAGAGGAAACGGAGGAAACACUCCCAGGUCUCCUCGGAGAUUGACCUAGUUUACACGCUGGUCAACAGCUUCAAGCACGCAUGCGCAUUCGACGAGUCGGACCCGGCCGGCUCAGCGCUGCACCUGAAGAGGGUUGUCCACGAGAAGCUGGGCAACCCAGACCAGACGGACCCCACACAAAGCGCCACCUGUGACGAGCUGACAAUCAAAGCACCCCACACCUCCAAACACAACGGCCUUGUGGAAACUUCCGAACGUUUUUUAUCAACCAACAACAGGUCUAGCGACAAUGAAGCGGAAACAGCCGCCGAAUCGUCGAGGUAUUCGCACGGAGGGGCCCAGCUGGUCAAGCUUCCGCCCCUGGAACUCCCGACAACCACCUACCUGAUAUUUGACCGGGACCAGAACAAUGUCGGCCCCCGCAGGGUCGAGUUCCCCCUGAGGGACCCCCGAGAACAUAUGGUGGACAGUGACGUAGACCCCGAGGAAAUGGAACCCCCAAACUCCCCGAUUCAAUACCACGAGAUCGAUUUGAGCAGGAAAAUUAAUGAUCGAUUAACGCCAGAUAGUGAUUAGAUAGGUCAGGGAAUGCUGGGAUUGUGUCUGUGAUAUAGCAUAACCUGCGGGGAUUGGCUUGACGCUCUAGGCUGUAACUAGGUCAGUAAAAGGUGGAUGUUAAGUGGGUUUUUGAUAUACACUUUUAAAGGUUGGCUGUGAUUAUGUCUUUGAUAUAUGCAUAUAUAGGUUAUCUGUG